This is a messenger RNA of Durusdinium trenchii, 3105 nucleotides long. The record is from the annotation of a GenBank genome assembly. Lineage: Eukaryota; Dinophyceae; Suessiales; Symbiodiniaceae.
AUGAAGAGCUCCUUCCAUCACAAGAUCCAAGCAGACCUUCAGAUGGAGCUCUUCGAUGCCUGUCAUGUCAUUUGUGUCAUCGUCAUCGUCAUCUCCUGGGACCACUCCUUUGCUCCCAAACCGAGCGUUCAGAAGACGUUCUUCUUCCGGUUUAACACCGAGGACAAGCUUUUGGGCUCGAUCGGCAACAUGGCCAGGAGAUCCCAGGAUGGCGGCGUUACCAGUCAACGACUGGACGGUCGACGGUGGGUUGGGGUUUCGAUGGACAGCCAAGCCACGGACCGAUCCAGUCCAAGUGUCCGCGAGUUCGGCCGUCCGGACGUCCGGAGUGUCUCUGAACAACUCGUUCGGCAGGUCCAUGAUAGCGUUCCCGUUUCUCAAGAUGAGGAUAAGGACAACAAGGUCGUUGCUACCUGGGGCGUUCCUCGUAGCUUUGGCGGCAAGACCUACCAGGCGGCGAACGGCUUUCGUCCGCACUUCGAACUGCUGGAGAUGAUCGGCGCGGUGGAGUUCGACGCCGGCAACGAGGUUGCCGGGCAUCGCGGCUACUUUUUGACGGGGCCGGGGGUGCUGCUGAACCAGGCACUGAUCAAUUAUGGCAUUGCCUUCCUCUCACAGCGUGGCUACACUCCAUUGCAGCCUCCGUUCUUCAUGAAGAAGGACCUGAUGGCGCGAACCGCUGAGUUGGCUGACUACGAUGAUGUCCUCUACAAGGUCAUCGAAGACAAGGAGCAUCCCGAGUUGGACAAGUACCUCAUUGCCACCUCGGAGCAGCCAAUCUCUGCUUUCCACAGGGGGCAGAAUAUUGACAAGACGCGCUUCCCGCUGCGCUACGUGGGCCUUUCGUCGUGCUUUCGACGUGAAGCAGGCAGCAGCGGUCGAGAUAUUCGCGGCAUUUUUCGAGUGCACCAGUUUGAGAAGAUUGAGCAGUUUGUCCUAAGCGAUCCGGAGAAGCGCUGUGCUCAGAGGACAUUUGCCUCGUCGGCGCCGGUAAGCGCCGGUAAGUCCUGGGAUGAGCAUGAGUCGAUGAUCGCCAUGGCUCAGGAGAUCGCCAUGGGACGCCAAAACGAGCGGUGGCAGCUUCGGUCGCUGCGACUAGCGGUGGCAGGCCCAGUUUUAGGCACAGGCGCAGGCGCCGCCAUGCCACAGCAGUGUAGGUUGCCACAGGGCCUCUCCGAAUGCCACAGCUGCAUCACCUCAUCGGCGGAGGAACUCAUCGGCACAGCGUCGCUCCGCGAGGCUGGCGCCUCAUCGGCAGAGCCCAAUCGUGGCGUUCUGGGCUUGGAACAAGCACGCAUCAGAGAAGUGGAUCCUCAAGAUCCUGACAUUUAUGUGGACGCACUGUUCGCGCCUUUGUACUAUAGAGGAGAGCGAAUUAUCCACCAGCGUGAUCACACUGGGCCAUUGCUCCAGGAUUACAUUUUGGUGGGUAUCUUCUUGGUGGUGAACGCUGCCUUGCAACUUCUCAUCAGCGUCCAGAUUCAUGUGACCGGGUAUCAAACCUAUGGAGAGAUCGGUGAUGACUUGAUGGAUGGCACCUGUUGGAGAGUCUCACAGCAUCAGGAGUAUGUGGGGCUGCUCUAUCCACCUCACCUUGUCUCCAAUCACUCCAAUGCUUUUGACUUUGACUGCCUCCAGCAAAGAAUAACCCUUUCACUCUUUCCAGAGAAGUUGGACCUGAACAAGGACGGCUUUUGGUCGACGCAUGAGUGUGCCGAAACCGAAACCCAACUCGCCCUGCUGGGUAGCAAGGCAGCGACGAAUAUGACACAAGGCUUGCGCGAGAUGGUGAAGUAUGACAAGAAACAUCGACCGGGUUCCAGGAGCUUCAUAGCAGGCGCUUCAGCCCAUGUGGACAUGGACUUCUUUGAGCAUUAUCGAAAUGAGAUCCGAACGUGCGUGAUCACUGACAAGAAUCUCUGUGGCAACAUGGAAGCUGAGGGAAAACUUUCGACGAUGCUGCCGGGCUACAACAACGAAGAAGAACGAGUCCUUGCGUGCCAGGAGACUUACGAUUCCUUCUGCCUGAAGGUCUUUGGAACCGACUACAAGCUUGCGAAUGACCAACGCGCCGGUCUUUGUGGUAAGCCCUCCUUCACUCGCGUUCGCUUCGGGGUGAUCCAGGUCGAAUACAGCGCGGUGGCAACCUAUAUGGGUGACGACGAAUCCAUCCUGAGCAUCGCAUUCGAGUCCUUAUUGGUUUUGCUGCUGUCGAUUUGGGUAAUGAUAAUGAUCAAAGAGGCGCGCAGUAUCUGCAACCUUGCGUUGGUGAUUUGGUUCAUGCCAUUCACGGACGACCAAGACCCGACGUUUACCUCCUAUGAUGCAGAAGCACACCGCUUCAAGAUCAAGAAACUGCCGAUUGGACACAAGUACUUUGCGCUGCUGGGCAUUUGUCUCCCCAGGUCGUUGAUUGCUGUCGUGGUCCUCUAUGUAGGUUUGGUCUUCUUGACGAUCACCAGCAACUUACAGGACCUGAUCCUGAACAGUACCGCCUUGGGUUUUCUCAUUGAGGUGGACAACAUGAUCCAUUUCGCGAUGCUGGGACAUUCCUUCCAGCGACAUGUCAUGGAUCGUUGCGAUGUGCUUACUGCAGAUGUGGGCAGCGACAUGUGCACGCGACGGGGGCCCUAUGUUUUCUUGUUCUUGACCAUCUUGUUUGCUUUCGUCUACGCGAUGUACGCCUACAGGAAUAGCAGAGGCUUGCUGUCCAUUGGUGAAGGGAUGCAGUGCCUUUGCCACCUUGAUGGUAAUUGUUACGCGAAGCUUUUGUUGCCUGGCACCAACGUGAGCUGGUGACUCUUCAGCUGGAGACGGAUUGAGUUGUCAAUGCGCUGCGCUCUGCCUGCAAUUUUGACUACUUGGCAGAGCGCUCGCGAAUUCACCCGUUGCUUCAUCUAACGGUUCAGCCAAUGUAUUUCUUUUUGUAAAGUUGCCGCCGUUUUGCAUACGGUGCUGCUAUUCUCUACGGCGCUUGUCAUUGUGCAGAUCAUUUGCAGUGUAGAGCGACACAAGUUUGCUAAGUCCGCGAAGAGUGCCGUGCUUUUGACGGUCCCUACUUGGAGGCCAUCUCAGGAAGGUCUUGGCAUGCCAAGUUUGCCACUC